Pteropus alecto (black flying fox) is the source of this 1898-nucleotide messenger RNA. RefSeq names its product stimulated by retinoic acid 8 (gene STRA8). The coding region runs from base 1 to 1218 and encodes 405 amino acids. Gene Ontology annotation, molecular function: protein dimerization activity. NCBI's taxonomy places the organism in Eukaryota, Metazoa, Chordata, Mammalia, Chiroptera, Pteropodidae. Gene Ontology annotation, biological process: cellular response to retinoic acid; meiotic cell cycle. The record is from RefSeq and is a predicted model, not a curated record. The transcript is spliced from 9 exons.
AUGUACCUGCUCAGCUUUCAACAGACUGUAAAGGACAAGAUCUUAGGGUAUGGCUCUCCUUGGCCACAACAGUCAAUUAACAAGUGUCUGUGGCUUAUAAUGGCGACCUCCGGAGAAGGCAGCAACCCUGGGGGCAGGGCAGGGCCCCGGCCCCUGGCGCAGCUGCAGGAGCUGGAGCCUCGGGUGGCCCGCAGACGCCUGUCCCAGGCCCGCCACCGUGCCACCCUGGCAGGGCUCUUUAACAUCCUCCGGAAAACCGUGUACUCCCAGUCUGAUCUCACAGCCUCGAAGUGGCAGGUGUUGAAUAAGGCGAAGAAUCAUAUUCAGGAUCUGGAACACACUUUGGAUAAUCUGCUGCAGCUGAAAGGCUCCUUCAACCUGGAGGACGGGCAUGCGAACAGCUUAGAGGAGGUCAAGGAAGAAUAUGCCAGCAUGUACUCCAGGAAUCACAGCCUGGUCUCAAAUAAGGUUCGUAAGAAAAGCUUUGCCAACUGGUGCUCCAUGGAGGCCAUGGAGAAGGGUGCUGAGGAGGAAGAAGAGGAGGAAGACUCGGAAGAGGAGGAAGACCUGGAGGAGGAGGAAGACCCGGAGGAGGAGGAAGUGGAAGAGGACAAAGUGGAGCCCCUGCACUCCCCUGUCACCUUGUCACCAGACCUCAUGGAAUUCGAACGGUAUCUCAACUUUUACAAGCACACCAUGGACCUUCUGAUCAGGAAUGGGAUUGUGUCCUCUCAGGAGGUCACACUGCCCAUCGUCUCUGCGGCCAUCUCCCACCUGUGGCAGAACCUGUCCGAGGACAGGAAGACCAGUCUCCUGCAGGCCUGGGCGCAGGAGCACAGUGGCCUCCCGGGCCUCCCGGGGGCCUGUCAGGAGACGGCCUGCACCGAGGGCAGCAUGAAGGACAGCGGAGUUGACAGCCAAGGGGCCAGCUGCUCGCUGAUGUCAUCCCCGGAGGAGCUCCUUUUUGAAGAUGCCUUCGAUGUGGCAAGUUUCCUGGACAAAAGUGACGCUCCAAGUACAUCCAGCUCUAGUUCCGUGCUUGCCAGCUGCAACCCAGAGAACCCAGAGGAGAAGUUUCGGCUCUAUAUGCAGAUCAUCGACUUCUUUAAAGGCUUCUGUUGUGUUAACACCCAGUUGAAAGAGGAACCGGACCUUCCCACGGAUGAUGAGAUAAUAAUGCUGAGGUGCAUGGAGACCUUUGACGAUGAAGAUUUGUGAUGCGGAGGGGCUGGGAGGGGAGGGCGUGAAUGAGGUGGACAGUUUCCGAGUUUGCACGUCGGCAGCCAAGGCUGCACCUGCCUCAGCCUCUGGGGCAUUUUGGAUGGAUUGUUGCAGAAGUAUUUCGAUGGCUUUAGUUUGUGAUUAUUAAAAAGUGUUAAGAGUAGCGUGGCUCCAUGAUGGUCUUUCAGGGUUGUUGGGUGUAAGGGGCUGGACCGCUGCAGGGCACACACCUGCUCCCACUGUGCUCCUAUUCAGGGGUAACUGGGUACAGCGGAGGCUCAGGCCAUGAGCCUUUCAAGAAGAGGACAAGCAAGAUCUAUCCCUGGAGGUGCCAUGACACCUUUUAGCACACUCUGGGUUCGGGGUGGUAGUCUAAUGGGUUCUAGAGAGUUCUGGAACCCGUGCACUCUACAUCUGCUGCUUCUGGUAAUAAAGACUCUUGAUGGAGUCCAAGCCAGAUCCUGCAGUGUUCUGAGUGCUUUCUGGUGAGGAUCCUGGACAGAGUGUAUAAUGUCCCUGGGUGUGUACACUGAGUGUGACAUUUGGUCAAACAUUAUUCUAGCUGUUUCCAUGAAGGUAUUUUUAGAUGAGAUUAACAUUUAGAUCAGUAGACUUUGAGUAAAGCAGAUUACUCUCCACAAUGUGGGUGGGCCUCGUCCCAUCAGUUGAAGGACCAA